Messenger RNA from Drosophila simulans, 472 nucleotides. RefSeq lists its product as uncharacterized. The transcript has a single exon. The coding region runs from base 1 to 249 and encodes 82 amino acids. The record is from RefSeq and is a predicted model, not a curated record. NCBI's taxonomy places the organism in Eukaryota, Metazoa, Arthropoda, Insecta, Diptera, Drosophilidae.
AUGGCUCGAAAUGAAAAUAAAACACAAACAGAAUCUGGCAGCGAGCGAGGAAAAUGGAAAUGGCAGGAAAAUUCAAAUCACAAACUCGGUAUUUAUUUGCGAAGCGUAAAUGAUUACCACUUAAAAUGUGCUCGACUGCCACCUAAAAACCAAUUGUUGGAAAAAGCACAACCAACCGAGUGGGUGGUCCUGGGCGGCGCUGGGUGGCCAGAGUGGGUGACUCGAAGGACACGGCAGCAGAAGGAGUGAAAGGACCAAAGGCAACAUAUGUUUUUUAUGCCUGAGCUGUCUAAGUGGAUACGGGCGGAACGGAACGAGUGCUCAGAUGGAAAAGCCAUGGGGAUGGCGGAGGAUGGGGCUCCUUGCUGGGCGAGAAAACUGCGGGACAGCUGCCAGAGCUUGUUAGAGUCUCCCAAAGGGGGAAAUUCCCUGGCAAAGCGAAAUAUGGAAUUCAUUAAACGAUUCGUUAUAU